Molecule: messenger RNA, 5179 nt
Organism: Eleginops maclovinus (Patagonian blennie)
Lineage: Eukaryota; Metazoa; Chordata; Actinopteri; Perciformes; Eleginopidae
Gene: stard7
Product: StAR related lipid transfer domain containing 7
Exons: 8
Coding region: 1973-3196 (407 amino acids)
Molecular function (GO): lipid binding
Source: RefSeq, a predicted model, not a curated record
UUGUAGAGCGGUGACUUUUAAACUGCGCGCUAUCUAAGGAAAAACAAUUUAACGUUUUAAUUUAAUGAUGUCUUUAUAGAAAUAUAGCAGUGAGUGACUGGCAAUUAUAUUACACCUCUUGUUUACUCACUCACCAGUAACCAACAAAGUGACCUCGUCAUAGAUAACAUGGUGGGACUGUCAACAUGUCAGUAAAGAGUAACAACCGCAGAAUUAAAUUCAACUGGUGUUUGUGUUUAUAGUUUCCAGUACAAUAGUCAAGAGCAUGAAAACAAAUUGAUCAAAUGUCCUACUGCAGCCUACGUUUUCAAACUUCUUAGAGCAGUCAGGAUAACCUCGAUAUGUCUGUUUACUUAUGUUGUUUUUGUUGUUAAGAAAAAAGGCUGAAAUAAAAAGUCACAUGCUGUGUUUGUCUAGUAAUGGUCUUAUGAUACUAAAAUCCCUUACACCUUUCAUGGGAAAGCCAACAUUUGACGAAUCGAUCAAACGAGGGCCUGGAGUUUUUUCUCUAAGUUACAAACAUUGAAUCAAAAAAGAAUAUACUGACAUGGUCAGAUAAAUGGAAAUACAUUAGACAGUCGCUUCCAUUGAUAUCUGGGGAGUGGUGUUCAGUGCAUCGCAAAACUUUACGGAUCAAACUCAUUGAGGACAGUGCUCAGAUGUACCAUUUUUAAAAGCUGUGUUUAUUAGAUUUACAUUUUUGAUCAAAUAACUAUUUCUUUAUCUGUAUGGACCCUAUGUUCAUCUAUGGACACAUCGUUUUGUGUAUGAUUAAACAGCGCCAUCUGGCGGAUACUACAAUAAUAACAUACAAUACAAUAGCAACAGACAAUUGUGUUUUUUAUCUGCCCUUAUCCUUUAAUAAGGUGAUUCAAUGCUCUAUUAUUAUAAUGUUUAACUCCCAUAACUACCCCAAAUACAUCGAGUGAGCGUUAAACAAUGAAGUGUGUUUGUAUAUUGUCACUAACAAUAUUACAACUCGACUGUAAUAUUAACAUUAUAUAAAAACCUACAGAUCAUUUCUGCUGAAAUUGUUUUCUUAAUACACAUUUAUUUCUUAAAAGUUGUAUGUUAGGUUUUUACAUUUAUAAAUGUAAAACGUUUGUUUCCAAUGAGAUUGGAAAGAUAUAUCCAAACAAUAACAUGUAUUUGUUUGUAUGUGUUUGAUCACAAACGUGUGACUGCUGUCUUUUAAAAUUGUUCAUGCUAUAUAACUAAUGUUCCAGGGCGACAUCAUGGGCGACAACAUCCUCUACCCAGUCUGCUUUCUGUAGAUACUGAUCCUGGAUCAGUUUUUAAAAUUACAUUUCCUCACUCAGUAAAGCGGUAUGUCACUAAAUCUGAUUCCAGUUCAUCGAAUAAACUGGUAAGUGAGGGGCUUUGGUAAGGUCUACCGUACACUUGCUUGUGCCCGAACGACUUCAUUUAAGACAGGCUCCCACUGGUACCAAUCAGAACUGGCCCUGAAAGUCAACCGUCUAAUGACCGGCCGCCGACAGUCUGUAAGGCGGGACUUCCGUGUGGGUGUGUGGGAGACUGUAGGAAAAGGAGGUCAAAUGUACUACAAGAGUUUGUAAGCGUAACAGUGGGUCCAGGAAAGAUUUACAGGUAGACAAUUGUGUUGGAAUUACACUUGAAGCUAUAAUCUACACUGUCGUUAUUAGAGAAUCGAUUCAGAAAGAACGCGUUGUUGGUGUGGUUUGUCAGUGUCGUACCUGUAGACAUUUGACUCAUAACGAUAGUUAGCUUAAUGCUAAAGAUACAUGACGCGUGCUCGUAGACAUUUCUUUAACUAACGUUAAAACCAGUCAGGUCAGGUAUGACUCUGUCCGUAUUAGCAUCCGUAUAAAGGUUAUGCUUUGUGCAUCUCAACAUACCCUAUAUCGUUAGCUGCUAAGUUUGUGAGCUAGCUGCAGCACUUUGCUGACACACAUUUGUUUUGGGGAACUUGUGUCACGGUCACACUGCUGGCAUGUUUCACUCUAUGCCUCGCCGUCCGAUCUGUGAGAUCGGUGUAACUACAUUAAAGCUUCAAAGCGGCCGGACAUUCAGGCGGACAGUCGAAGAGGGCAGAGGAAAGAUUGAGAGUCUCCCAUGGCUGGGUAGGCGCAUGGGCCUGCUGCUGUCCUGGCUGCAGAGGGCAGGUGUUGGUGCCAGUGAGGCUGCUGGAUCCGGACAGAAGAGGAAGGGCCUGCUCUCCAUAUUUGCCGAUCACUGCGGCUUUGUAACCGGACAGAGGCUCCGCCGUGCUUGCCAAGUCGGAGAGCUUUAUUCUAACCUGUACUCCGAGCGCACCAGGUGGACCCUGGUUGGUAACAUAUGGCGCAGAUUUCAGAGCAAAAAUGCCCCCACAGGGAAGCUGGUCGCGGCUCUUGCUGGUAUAUUCAUGUGGGAGAAUGAGAAGAUUCAAGAUGAGGAAAUUCACAGGUGUGGACUUGAGCUACAAGCAUUGGAGGCUGUAAAAUGUCUGAACACAGCUUCAGAGACAGCUUCCAGACUGGAACCUGGCUGGGAAGUUGUGUUGGAUAGCAAAGGCUUCAAAGUAUGGAAGCGACCCAUACCUGACAGUCACCUCUACGAAUACAGAGUGUUGGGCUCCUACAACGAUGUCACCCCAAGGCAGUUCUUCAAUGUACAGUUGGAUACAGAGUACAGGAAGAAGUGGGAUGCACUGGUUAUCAAGCUUGAAGUGGUGGACAGAGAUGUCUCUACAGGCUCUGAAGUUGUGCACUGGGCUACACACUUUCCUUAUCCCAUGUACUCAAGGGACUAUGUGUAUGUGCGCCGCUACGAUGUGGACGUGGAAAACAACCUGAUGGUUCUGGUGUCCAGAGCCGUCCAGCAUCCUAGAGUCCCUGAGACUCAGGAUUAUGUAAGGGUCCAUUCAUAUGAGUCAAAGAUGGUCAUCCGCCCUCACAAGUCCUUUGAUGAGAAUGGAUUUGAUUAUCUGCUGACCUACAGUGACGAUCCCCAGACCGCCUUUCCCCGUUACUGCGUGAACUGGAUGGUGUCAAGUGGUAUGCCUGCUUUUCUAGAGAAGCUGCAUAGUGCCACCUUGAGGGCCAAGAACUUGGAAGUGGGGAUCUAUGACUACGCCAGUGUCGUCAAAUCCAGUGACGCCAACCGCCAAUCGAGCCAGGAGCGCCUCGGAGGCGAAAAGUCUCACACUGGUGGUUCUGGACAGCUCUACGCUUGAGAUGGAUAUGUUAUAGACCUGGGGUUAUAUUGGUGUGUUUUCACGUGCACUUGAACUUUGAUUAUACCCUCCAGCCCAACUUUUAAGUAGAUUGCAUGAACUGCAAAUGGAAGUUGUAACCUACGUUAAAGACAAGUAAAUAAUAUGUCCAUCCGUAGACAUGGCCAAAUCGGUGAUAGAUGAGCUGUCACAAGAACAAUGGACUGUAUUGAAGGCAGCAUUACUGUGCUUUGGUGCAACCGUUUCUGUGGAGAUGUUCAUUCAGACUGGUGACAUUGGCCCUGUUAUUGCCUAACUAUGCAGGAAGUGCAAUGGUUUAUUAUUAUUUUUUGCCUCCUUCCGUAAUGAUGUAUUUCUUGUCAAGAUCGAGCCAAAAUUCAUAAUUGUAGAGAUGCUUUUGCCAAAAAACGUACUCUCAAUUGUCAUUCUAUGUCCUGUCUUCCGUUGUGGGCAAGGCUCGAGUUUAAAGGCUGUUCAGACCGCAUGCAGCCACAAUUCUGUUUUACUGUAUGCGUGGUGAGAUUUCAGAGAGAUGUUGUGAAAUGGACAUAGAACAUUAACUUCUAUUAGACAUCACUGAAGCACAAAACUGUAAAACUACGGCCACAAAUUCUACACUGAUGAAGAAUUGCAGCAUGGCUUAUUGAUCUUCAUUGGACUGGAUGGGAUGGAAUUAAAAACAUGGUGCCGUCAUUGGAAAAUGUGCCCACAGAGGCAUGUUUUUGUUUUGGGGAUUGCGUAGUGAAGGUUUUACGCUUUUCAUGACACCAUGCUGAAACUGAAGAAACUGCCAGCGUUGACAAAACAGCCUUCUGAAGAUAAACCAGUCCUUCAGCAAUAUGGGCAUAGUGUCUUAUAACAACAACAACAUACAUCCUCAAAUACCAUGGUACUGAUGCACUUCUUUACAGAGACACAUUUAAUGAGUCAAUGCCCUUUUUAGAGAGAUUGGGGCACACUUGUACCCCACCACCAUCCUUUUCCAUUUCAUAGGAGUUAAUUUGUCAUAUUUUAGUUCAGAUUAUUUCUUUCUGGUGUCCACAACAGACAUAACGAGUUUGUACUUUUGGAAUUAUUGGUGUGUUUUUUUUUCUUUGUGUUACUGUAGAUCUUGUACAUUCAUUUAAAAAAAAACAACAAUGCCUGGAUACUAAACAUCCUUAUUCACAAGCUCUGUAACAUGUUUGUCCUCCAUGAUUUCUUUAGUUUUUGUUAUUAAUGUGGGCUCUACUGAAACUAUAAUCCAUCCUUCCAAUUCAUCCUUGUUGCUUUUGUAAUUCAUUUGGUACGGGGUGUUGUGAAUGUACGAAGAGCUUCACAAUAUGUGAAAUAAAACCAUGCCUAAUCAAAUACACUGUUUACAGCCUGAAACAUUGGCACAAAUACCUUGACAUUAAUUUAAAAACAUCCCUUCUUCCUCUAAAAUGUAAUGUCAUAUUAAGCUGGUACAUCUGAGUGAAUUAGUAGUAGUAGCUGUCUCAAAAUAAAGCAGAAUGGUGGGAUCCACAGUAUCACAAAAUAAUAUAUCCAAUGUGUACAAUUCUGAAAUGAUGUAUUUCCAGCUAUUUGAUUCAUAAAAAAAUGGCAGUGUAAGCUGUGAUAUACACAUAUGUUGAAAGUGUGGAUGGAAAUAAAAUGCAGUUUUUUAUAUUUAUGUUUUGUGUGGGCAAACAACAUGGACUCAAGAUAUGUAACCAAUUAAACAUUGUGCAACAUGUGCUAAUGUUCAGCUUGCGAAUGUAACUGCUAAUGCUUUGUCAUUUGCUGACGGCUUUGUGCCACCUGCCAUAGUCUAGAAGAGUUGUCGCAUAAUGUUUUUGUGUUUUCUUUUAGCAGACAGUAAUGUGUGUUGUAAUUAGCUAACAGGAGAAUUAAUUGGGGACAGAUAAGUAAUCGUGUGCACUUAUUACACUGUGAUUUCAAGACUGAUUCAAAUGGACUUGCGAAUAAUUAGAUCAAAUAAACAUCUUCAUGUGUGUCCUA